CCUUGCAAUUGGUAUGUAUGGCGAACUGUGGCAUUGCGGUGGGCUGGCAAGUUUCUGUGUCAUGAUUUCUUCCACUUUGCAAGGCAGAUGAAGCCUUCAAAAGAGUCCUGCAUGUCAGAUACAUACAUGAAGAGCAAGUCAGUCCGUACGCCUUUGGCCCCAUCCUGAUUCUUUCGAGUUCGUAGUCUCCUCGUCUUCGGUCUAAAAACUUUCAACUGUUCACGAUGUUUUCUCGGCUUACUGGUCAUCAUCGCGUGUCAACCGGUGAUCCUGGCGGGCAUCUUGACUAUCGAGGUAAUGAGUGCACAAUGUCGGAAACAAUGGCAAUAUCUGACCUGUCUUCACCGACCACGCUCGAAAAUCACCAUGAAAAGACAGAAACGCCUUCCCCAAGCACUCCAAAGCACUCUCAGAACUCAGAUCAUGGACCAACUGUAUGUUCAAACACACAACCCACUUUUCUGACCACCCAGGUUUCCUCCCCAUCAAUCGUAUCAAGCAACUGGCGCGCACCUUGGACCCGCUAUCUCAGCCGUUCGACGAAAAAAUCUGAGUCAUCACAAGGAAACCAAACCCGAGUUCACCCUGACCCAAACAGCCAAGCAUCAUUGGAAUAUCUAGGCUACAGACAGGAGCUCCACCGCACUUGGGAUUUCUGGUCGCUAUUUGCACUUGCUUUUUGUAACGCCACAAUCCUACAAGGCGCCUUUGGAUCGGUUUCGAUGUCUUACGCGGUUGCUGAGCCCAUAAUGUUCACUCUCGGCAUGUUGAUCACUACGACCUUGAUGACUUGCGUCAAUGCGGCUUUUGCAGAGAUGGCCUCGGCCUUUCCCAUUGCUGGUGCCAUGUUUUCUUGGACCUUCAAGCUGGCUAGGGCCAAUCCUCGUCUACGUGAUUGGGCUAGAAUCAUCAGUUGGGUUGUUGGAUUCUUACUCACUACGUCGCAUGUAGUGCUCCAAUUUCAGAUUGGGAUGGAGUUUACGAGAGUCUUCGUGACGGGCAUUACAGCCUCAGGAGUCGAUUGGAUCGUCACUCCACAUGUGAAGGCUAUGCUUGUCCUAGGUUUUAUCUGCGUGACUGGCUUGUUAUCAUGCACCGGUUUUUCACGUUCACCCCUAUUCUGGAAGAGCGCUGGAGUCUUGGUCGCCAUGCUUCAGGUAUCGGUCUGCAUUGCGCUGGUCACUACUUCCCAGAAGCAGAGAAGUCUGGCCAGUAUUUUCGCCGGUACCAAGAGGAAAUACAACUUCAAGAGCAGGGGAUGGGCUCUUCUGAACGGCUGGAGCAGCGUGACACUUGUCCCGACUGGUUCUGUCACGGAGACUAUUGCACACAUGUCAGAAGAAACUAAAAACGCACAGAAAGCUGCCCCAAGAGCAAUGUUCUUCAGCUCUAUAUUCGUCGGGUUCAUGCAACUCCUGUGCUGCAUUUGUGUUGGAAUGGCCAUCACACCCAUACGACACAAAUCGACUGGUUUUGGGAUCAUCGAUACCCUCUUCGCGCACUGCCCCAAACCGGUGGCCCAGUUUAUUGCGAUCAGCAUUGUAUUGAACUCUUUUCUUGCAAAUGUCUCUCAGUUUUUCGCCACGAGUCGUUUUUUCUGGGCUUUGGCGCGUGACAAGGCGAUACCUCUGGGCAAGACGUGGAGGAAGGUGACUUCUGACCGGAGACCUCUGCGGGCGACCUUCCUGAUGAUCGGAAUAAGCAUGCUUUUCAGCUUGGUCGCCUUGGAUCCAACCGGCAAGUCGAUUGCUAUCUUCGGUGUAUCUAGUGCUCAUUUGGUUCUGUUCUGCCACUUGACGCCGUUGGUUCUAUAUGCUUUCUCGCCGAAUGAUGUCUAUGAUCGGGACGGUAGCAACGCAUGGACGUUGGGGCGUCUCAGCAAACCAGUGGCAUGGGUAUCGAUCUUGUUUUUCACUUUAAUAUUAGUCACCUUAAGCGGGCCGUCUGGAUGGCCGCUUGAUCACAAAAACUUCCCAUACGCACCAUUCUUCCUGCUCAUCACUAUCGUAAUUUCCCUGUUUUUCUGGUUUAUAUACGGAAACUCACACUAUGUUGGCCCGAUCAAAUCUCUUACCACCUGGACGGCGGGCUACGAGAUUGAAAUACCUAAGCAACUAACGAAUGCGCCGGUCCAUCAGGAAAAAGGCGAAGACUAUGAUCUGUCCAGGACGGGGGAUAUGACCGCCAACGGAAGAAGCUUGGCAAACAUGACCAGCCAGCGACGGACUGAGCUGGAACUUCCUCAAGUUUAUCGCACCUAUGACUCAAGUGGUAGCCUCUGGUCAGCUGCAGAGAGUCAACUUCCUAAUCACUCAUUCUUCCAUGGAUGAUCCUCUUUUACCAGCAGGCAGAAUUUCUCUCAUAUUGGGACUCGCUAUCUCUCUAUAUUUAUCUAAAUCUUUCGAGACCUCAUUACCACAUACGCAACAAAGGAAAUAAUUGUGUGAUUGUAUCAGCUCUAAUUUAUAAUUUUCAUCACAUUUUUAUCUGCGAUAAAUUAUCAUGCUCUAACUUAUUUUCAUCAUAUCCAUGUCAGCGAUCUUUUACCAUACUCUUGCACGGCACAAAUGAAUUUCGUGGACAGCCUGAUCCUAACCCAUCAGGAUGUCAAACCCUUCAUACACAGUCUGCCCAACUACCACUUAGGCCAGGGUGUCAGAGUAGUUAAUCUUAGCAUGGUUGUUUUCAUACUCAACAAGGUUGGAUUUUGUUUGUUGGUAGGAUACAAAAGUCGAUCUCUCUACAUAUUACAAAUUCAUGUAGUCUUGCAUCAGUGAUGAGCACAACAUUAAAAAAUGACUGCAGAAAUGUAUUUUUAUAUAUAUUUGAAACAAAAUAAACAGAAAAAAUCAAGUAUCUGCAAAUAAUUGAACAGCUUGGAUAGCGUUAUGAGUAGCUAAAAGAAAGGAAGUAGUCCAAGCAACAAUCCAAUUUUGGAAGUAAAUCUGAUGAGAGAAAUCGAUGGGGUUUGGGAACAUAUUAGGGAGAACAUAGAGAGAAAUAAGGGAGAAAUAAGAUUGGAAUGAUUUGAUGAGUUUGUCGAGUUCUUCGAAUAUGGCCAAAGUAGUUUCACCAGGCUCGAGUCGAUCAGCAUCUUGUAUGGAAAAUGAUAAAUUUGAAAUCGAUUCAACGAUGUUGUCGGUGGUUGCGUGCAAGCAAACUAAUUGAUGAGAGCACAUCUCUGUGAAUAAUUCUACUUCCUCCAUCUUGACAUUUGCCCGAUAUAAUUUCUUGAAACAAAGUCUGGAUAAUUUGAAGAUUGGGAGGAUUGAUCGACCGAGUUUGAUAGCUGGUUGACUCAAGGGACUUUCGCCCUCUUGAUGUAAGGCGUUGAUCGGAUCCAUCUGACGUACUAGUGCUUCCACUUCGUAAUUCAACUUGUUGAUCCCAUCUUUCCAAAGCUCCCAUAUCAAACG
Molecule: messenger RNA, 3416 nt
Organism: Puccinia graminis f. sp. tritici CRL 75-36-700-3
Lineage: Eukaryota; Fungi; Basidiomycota; Pucciniomycetes; Pucciniales; Pucciniaceae
Exons: 7
Coding region: 225-2330 (701 amino acids)
Biological process (GO): transmembrane transport
Cellular component (GO): membrane
Molecular function (GO): transmembrane transporter activity
Source: RefSeq, a predicted model, not a curated record